AUGUCUUAUGAGACGCCCAGGAAGUCGACGCGCGCCGCUGCGACACGCCGAAAGGCACCCGUCAUUGAGGAAUCAGAUGGCGAGGAGAACGGGACACCAACCCCGGAAGUGAAGGAAGAGGAAGAGGAGGAAUUCACACCAGCACCUGCGCCACUCAAGACUGGACGAGGGAGGGGGAGACCAAAAAAGGCUGCGGCCCAGGGCGAAGAUGCAACACCCAAGCCAGCUGCAAGGCGGCGGCCUCGCAUUACCGAGUCUGCGGAGCCUACACAAGCAUCGAGUCGUGCAGUGGAGAGCACCGGGGCCUCUUCGCCUCCCAAGGCAAUGCCCAAGAAGCGUGGGCGGAAGCCUCGUGCUUCAGUUGCCCCGGUGGAGCCAGUCGAGGAAUCGUCCCAGCUACUCACACCUGACCCCUCUGUAUCCCCUGAACCCGAGCAGGCCUCAGAGACUACAAUCGCACCUAGCUCGCCUCAAGCCGACGUUGACGGCGAUACGAUUAUGACCGACGCAGCGCCUGUUCCUGAACCACAACCAGAGAUUGAGCCAGAGACAGAGCUUGAGGCAAAGCCCGAACCCGUUGCUGAAGUUACACAAAUAGAGGCGAAGGAGGAGACCCCCAUACCAGAGCCCGAAGUGGAGACUCAGCAACUAGAAGAACCGCAAGCUCCGGCCAAGGCAUUGGAAGAUGCCAACACGCAGCAAACUAUGCUCGAACCCAUUGAUAUUGUGGUCAAGAGACGAGCGGCUGCCAUACCCUCUUUACAUGAGCCUGCCCCACCAAAGCAGCGCACAGUAAUCACCUGGCUUGUUCUAAACAACUUUAAGAGUUAUGCUGGUCGGCAAGAAGUGGGCCCAUUUCAUGCCUCAUUCUCUUCGGUCGUAGGGCCCAAUGGUUCAGGCAAGUCCAACGUCAUUGACUCGCUACUUUUCGUCUUUGGUUUCCGCGCAAACAAGAUGAGACAGAGCAAGCUCUCGGCCCUGAUUCACAACUCGGCUGCGUUUCCAAACUUGGAAUUUUGUGAGGUCGAAGUCCACUUCCAGGAAGUAAAAGAUCUUCCUGACGGUGGGCAUGAGGUUAUCCCAGACUCACAGCUCGUGAUUUCGCGAAGGGCUUUCAAGAACAACUCGAGCAAAUACUAUAUCAACAGAAAGGAGUCAACUUUUACUAUUGUCACAAAUCUGCUCAAGGACCGAGGGGUUGAUCUGGACCAUAAGCGCUUUCUCAUUCUCCAGGGUGAAGUCGAGUCUAUUGCACAGAUGAAACCAAAAGCCCAGGGCGAGCACGAUGACGGUCUUCUCGAGUAUUUGGAAGAUAUCAUUGGCACGUCCAAGUACAAGACACCGAUUGCAGAGUCGGAAGUAGAAGUCGAAACUCUGAACGAAGUCUGCCGGGAGAAGAGCAAUCGCGUGCAACACGUGGAAAAAGAAAAGGGUGCUUUAGAGGAGAAGAAAGACAAAGCUCUAGCAUAUAUCCGGGACGAGAACGAGCUCGCUGCGAAGCAGUCCACUCUCUACCAGAUUUACGUUUCUGAGUUUGAUGAUCACAUCCAGGUCACCCAGGAAUCCGUCACUCAGCUGCAGGCUCAGCUAGACGAGGAACUCCAAAGACAUCAGGGCAGCGAAGAAGAGAUCAAGGAACUCGAGCGUCGGUACAAGAAGGGCGCAAAGGAAUGCGAGCAGCUCGAAAAGAAGAAUCAGGAAUUUCAGAAGGAAGUAGCUCGCAUCGACAAGGAGUCCGUCAAGUUUGAAGAGAAGAAAAAGUUCCUAGCGGGCAAGCAAAAGAAACUCGAAAAGACCAAGGAAACGAGCUACUACGGCCGCUCGGAGGCAGAGAGCCUCGCAAAGCAGUACUCUGAUGAUCUCGAACGUUAUGCCGAAGAGAUUGCUGAACUCGAGGAAAGCAUGAAGGUCGAAGGAAAGGAGCUUGAGGCUAUUCGAAAGAGCUUGGCAGGCAAGACGCAGGGUCUUUCGGAUGAGAUUGCAGCAAAGCAGAAGUCUUUGGAGCCUUGGAAAGCCAAGAUCAACGAGAAGCAAUCAGCCAUUGCUGUCGCGCAAAGUGAACUCGACAUUAUGCGUGAGCGCGAGAAUGCGGGUGCCAAGGGUAUCGCCGAUGUUGAGGCCAGAAUUGAAGGCUUGGAGGAAGCCAAACAGGCCAAGGCUGCAGAGCUUGACGAAUGCAAGGCUGAAAGGAAACGAGUGGAGAAGGACAUCCAGAAAACGCAGGCCAAGCUCGAAGAGGUUACGCAGAAAGAACCUUUGUUGAGGUCGAAGCUUUCUGGAGCACGAGCAAAGGCUGAUGAGGCUCGUGCCAGUCUUUCCUCUGCUCAGACUCAAGGCAAUGUCUUGACAGGUCUUAUGCGCUUGAAGGAGUCUGGACGUAUUGACGGCUUCCACGGUCGUCUUGGUAAUCUUGGUACUAUCGAUCAGAAGUAUGACGUUGCCAUAUCGACGGCCUGUCCGCAGCUAGACAACAUGGUUGUUGAUACUGUGGAAUCCGGCCAGCAGUGCAUUGAAUACCUACGAAAGAACAACCUUGGUCGCGCCAACUUCAUCCUACUGGACCGUCUUGCCAAGCGCGACAUGUCGCCUGUUCAAACUCCAGAGAACGUACCUCGUCUCUUCGACCUUGUCAAACCCAAGCAUGAAAAACUCAGACCCGCCUUCUUCCAGGUCAUGACAAACACACUUGUAGCUGAGGACCUGGACCAGGCUGAGCGUAUCGCGUAUGGUGCCAAGCGAUGGCGAGUGGUUACCCUAGAUGGCAAGCUCAUCGACACAGCAGGAACCAUGAGUGGUGGUGGAAGUCGCGUGGUAAAGGGCAAAAUGUCAUCCAAGCUUGCGUCAGAUGUCUCAAGGGACCAAGUUGCCAAGCUUGAACAGGAUCGCGAUACACUGGAGCAGACCUUUACAGAGUUCCAGCAAGAGCUGCGCGAGUUAGAGACAAGCCUGCGAGAUCUCAACCAGCAAAUUCCUGAGCUGGACACCAAGGCACAAAAGCUUGCACUCGAGUUGGAGAGUUUCGACCGCAACAUUCUUGACUGCCAGCGCCGCAUCAAGGAGCUGGGCAGCGAGCAAGCGUCUACUAAGACGGAUAAGGGCCGCAUCUCAUCACUAGAGAAGAGCAUUGCUUCGAUGGAGAAGGACGUUUCCAAGCUCGGCGCUGAGACAGAAGACAUUGAGGCAGAGAUCAAGGCUCUACAAGACAAGAUUAUGGAGAUUGGAGGUGUCAAGCUGCGAGGUCAAAAGGCCAAGGUUGAUGGUCUGAAGGGCCAGAUUGAUACGCUUACUGAGCAGGCUUCAAGCGCUGAGGUUUCCAAGUCGAAAGAGGAGAAGCAACGCGCCAAGUAUGAGAAGGCACACAACGACGCCAUCAAGGAACUGGAGAAGCUUGCCACCGAAGCCGAGAAGGUUGAGGGAGAUAUGGCCUCUCAACAACGGGAUGUCUCUGGAAUACGACAACAAGCUGAAGAAGCACAAGAGGAGCUUGAGGCCAGGAAGGAAGAGUUGCAGGUCGUCAAGAAUGAGCUUGAUGAGAAGAUGACCGAACUCAACGAGACACGUGCUGUCGAGAUUGAGAUGCGCAACAAGCUCGAAGAAGGACAAAAGACUCUCCAUGAAUUCCAGAAGAAGCAGGCCUACUUCCAAGACAAGUUGAGCAAGCUUGCGUACAACAGUGUAACAGACCUGGGCGAAGAGCAAGAAGGCGGCAGUGGUGGCGAAGGUCUACCUUCCUACAGCAAAGACGAACUCCAGGAUAUGGACAAGGCUACUCUCAAGGAGCAAAUUGCGCACCUGGAGAAGAAGAACGAGUCUACACAAGUCGAUCUAUCUGUUCUUGCUGAAUACCGCAAGCGUGUGGAAGAACACGCUGCACGCUCAGCAGACCUGGCAACGGCUGUCAGUGCACGUGACGCUGCAAAGCACAAAUGCGAAGAGCUUCGACGCCUACGCAAAGAGGGCUUCAAGGAAGGCUUCGACAUCAUCACGGCACGCCUCAAGGAAAUGUACCAAAUGAUUACCAUGGGUGGCAACGCCGAACUUGAGUACGAAGAUACGCUUGAUGCCUUUUCUGAAGGUAUCCGUUUCUCCGUCAUGCCUCCCAAGAAAUCUUGGAAAAACAUUAGCAACUUGUCUGGUGGAGAGAAGACGCUGUCAUCUCUUGCCUUGGUAUUCGCACUGCACCAUUAUAAGCCGACACCUUUAUACGUUAUGGACGAGAUUGACGCCGCGCUGGAUUUCCGAAAUGUGAGCAUUGUCGCGAGCUACAUCAAAGAGAGGACCAAGAACGCGCAGUUCAUAGUCAUUUCGCUUCGAAACAACAUGUUUGAACUUGCAAGUCGGUUGGUUGGUGUUUACAAGGUCAACCAUAUGACAAAGAGUGUUACGAUUGAGAACAAGGAUUAUAUCAACGCCCAGGCAUGA
Molecule: messenger RNA, 4422 nt
Organism: Bipolaris zeicola 26-R-13
Lineage: Eukaryota; Fungi; Ascomycota; Dothideomycetes; Pleosporales; Pleosporaceae
Exons: 2
Coding region: 1-4422 (1473 amino acids)
Biological process (GO): mitotic chromosome condensation
Cellular component (GO): chromosome
Molecular function (GO): ATP binding; protein binding; ATP hydrolysis activity
Source: RefSeq, a predicted model, not a curated record